Molecule: messenger RNA, 4200 nt
Organism: Myxocyprinus asiaticus (Chinese sucker)
Lineage: Eukaryota; Metazoa; Chordata; Actinopteri; Cypriniformes; Catostomidae
Exons: 3
Coding region: 234-1481 (415 amino acids)
Source: RefSeq, a predicted model, not a curated record
GUUUGUUGUCGAUGCAUUACAGAUGGGGAACGGAGCCUGAGCUUUUGUCUCACAAACGUACUUUUGCACAAAUAUAGUCGAAUACCGACCGAUCAAUGUAAACUAGUUUAAACGCGCGAUUGUUAUCGACUCAGAAGCUGAUCAGAUUACUGUCAAUAAACUCGCCGAUCAGCCUGUUUGUGACGCGAGCGCCCGUCAUUAUCAUCACCAUCAUCACCAUCAUCAUCAUCAUCAUGGAUGUGAAUUUGACCAUCUCCCUGAUAAAGGGCCAGAUGGGCACUGUCAUAGAGAAAGCCGUGAACGUCGCGGUGGAGACCGUGUUAGGAGAGAUGAUCCGGGUGGUCGGGCUCAAAUUCGAGGAGAUCAAACGCGAGAUGUCCGCAAAAGACAAAGAGAACGAAAACAUCAGGAAGAUGUUGGAGACGCACCGCUGCCAGAUGAAAACCAUGCGCAAGUAUAUCAGCGUCCUGGCUACUAAAGACCCAAACCAUCUGUAUCAGGGAGACGAAGAUAUGACAUUGCAUUGCAGAAGAGGGCCAACAAGCUCUCUGUCAAUGUGUGCAAAAGCCCCAAAUCCCUGUGCCAGACCUAGAGUCACGGAACCUGCUGCUGUUGCUGGACCCUCAUGGGUAAGACAGCAGAUGCACAUGUCCAAAGCUCAUAAUGUAGUCCAAGAGCCAUUAAGAACUGAACAUCAGCUUGCUGAUCUCCAUGUUGAAGAGAUGCAAGGAUCAUCAGUCCAUAAAGUUGACAAUUCAAGCCAUCAUCUGGUGGACAGUCAAGGCCUACUCUGUGAAACCAGUGAUCCAAUAUGGGGAAAAAACCCUCUCAACCCUUCAGAGACUGAGCACACAGACAUGCCAGACACCAGUGUCCACUCAGCACACAUGAUGACUGAUGACCCAACCCAAACUACAACCACCCAAACUGUGGCCUUUGGAGCAACAUCAUUUAAGAUCAAACAGGAGGAAGCAGAGGUUGAAAUCAUCUGUGUGAAGGAUGAACAUUCAGAAGCAGCCAGCACAUCUAGGUUUGAAUAUUCCAACCAUGAACUUCACCAGCCAUUGGUGGAACCAGAGCUCGGGGUCUCACUAGAUCUACCUGGAUCCUUUCAAGCUCUUCAGAGUCCAGGCACUUCAGCAGAACUUGCAAUCCCAGCCUUCAUCAGUGUGGACCCAACCACCUACACAGUAAUGGCAAAAACAGCUGCUGAAAGACAGAGAGAGUACAGGGCCAGAAGGGAUGCUGAUCCUGUACGCAGGGAAAAGUACCUCAGGAAUGAGCGAGAGAGAUGGAAAAGGGAUAUUGAGACAGGGAAAAAGAAGAGAAUUGGUGACCUGGGUGAAAAGGCUCAAAGAUGGAGGCGCAAGAAGUGGAGAGAGGCAAAAGAACGGCAAAAGAAAAGGGAACCAAUUUUCAAAAUAAUUGCCUCCCCGCCAGACAAUACCGAACCUAGUCUCAUGGUGUGGCUGCAACCCUGAAGAGGACAACAGACAGGCUGUUAAGUCAGAAUCCGGACUCUUCAGGGCAUGUACACAGACCAGCAUAACCUGGUGAGGUUGUUGAUGAAGCCCUUGAAAGGAUGCCAUUCAACCCACUGGCGGUUCCAUUAAAAGUGAGGCUCUAGCAGGUGGUAACUCCCAGGUGGCACCCAGUAAAAUUACUUGCCAAUGCUGAAACAGCUGUGGACUUCAAGUGUUACUUUACACAAUAUCAGAAUACCAGAAGACUACGUGUGGGACAUGGUGUUUGAUAAAAUAGUCCAGAAAUCAUCCUUGCCACAGACGAUACCCAAGUGCUGAGUUUGGCGAAAUUGCUUCUUAUGGCCAGAUUGUAAGGAUGUGCUGGAACAUAUUCCUCCCUGCAAAACUGUGACAUUUUGCUAAUUUGCUAAUAGCUGUGUCCCAAAUGACGCACUGUGGAGUUACACUAUGCACUCGUCUGUCUUGUGUAUGAAUUUUCAAAGUGUAGUAUCGUCUCAAAUGCAACACUAACGGUUUUUUUAACAUUCGAAACAUUCCUGUUUUUCAGCUGACGGAAGUGACGUUGCACACUCACGCAAUGUGUUGCAGCUAGCUUUAGCAUGCUAGGCAAACUAGUCCAACACAUAUCUCAAGUAAUGUACAAACUCGCACAGCGUGGGGUGAUGAUAAAGCAUUCAACUCACAUUUGUAAGGUGCUGUCUUCACAGAAGUUUUGCUAGUUGCCACAUUCACCACCUUCAGUUACAAUUGUUCUGUCAGACCAAUAUUGCAGCCAGGUAUGCCCGCUUUUUCCGCUACGUAGGGCAAACUGCGAGUGCUGAGCGAAUGAUGUGUCCAACAUUGCACUUUCUUUUAUUUCGGUUCAGGAAGGACAUCAUUCGGGUACUCACUGUACACUUCUUUUCAUUGCAUUUUUAGUGUGAACACUCUGCUCACAAUACUUGCACUAUAAAAUGGCAUAGAAUAGUGCAGAAGUAUGAUAUUUGGGACGCAGUUUGUGUUUAUUCUUUGUAUUGUAUGUAUGUAUCUAAAUGUACUAUGGGUUGUAUGUAAAAGAUAUUGAUGAUUCAGCUGAUUAAUGUAUGUUUCACUAAAACAGCAGUCCCUUCAACCCUGUUAGCAUUUUCAACCCUGUUAAAUUGCAUUCAACCCUGUUACGUGGUUGUUUUAUUAUUAAUCAUUAAUAAGAAAGGUGUGAAUAUACAUUUUUUAUUUUAUUUGAAGGAACCAGUAAAUCUGGCACUGAAUAUUGUAGAAAAUGAGUGAUCCAGUGGAAUACCAUGUUAUUAGUCUAUGAAUUCCAAACAUACUCGGACAGGGUUUUCUAUUGCACUUUUUUAAUUAAUUUCAAGAAAUUCCUGUUGGAAUUUGGGCUUGAGGUGGGUAAAUAACAUUUCUUAAAAGUUCAAAAACCUUUUCAUGAAAUAAUAAAUAUUCAAACGUUAAAUGUUUUUUUUUUUUUUUUGCUUGAAACGGUCAGGCACAAAGGGCACCUAUUACUGAGAAUGGGCUAAAUUGUUUUUUAAAAAUUACGAUUUUUGUUCACUCUUCUAAAACCUGGAGGUUAUAACACGAAGCAGAAUUUAUAACCAUAAGUCAGAAUUAAAAAUAUGGAAAGCUCCAUAUUUUAAGGCAGUCUGGAGGUUUCUCCACUAAAUUUUACAUUGAGGCAGUGAAUCUGAAAAAACGAACAAACCAGUUUUUCCCCCUACAAGGAUCUGUAUGAUUUAAAAAAAAAAAAAAAAAAAAUGUGCCUUCAUCUCAAGCUAUUCUACGAUGAGGAUCACAAGACACAUGCAUGAACAGGUGAGUGUAGUUGAUUUACUUAAUCCUUAGAACGAAUUAUGUCAGCCGUGUCUCAUAUAUGCAGGCUUCUAAAUGUUAUUUCUACACUGAAAUGACGUUUAUGGAUUGUUUGCACCACUUUUUUAUUUCUAAGGUAGAAUUUUUCUUUUCUACAUUUAAUCAGACAGAUAAUGUCUCAACCUGACAGACAGUGUUUAUUAAUUGCAUUGUGCAGAAUCCCAAGCUAAAUAAUUAUAUAUUGGAAUAUAACUACAUCUUCAUGAAUGUAACAGGGUUGAUGGUAAAAAGGUUGACAGUUAUAGAGUUCAGUUAGACUUUAUUAGCCUUGUGCUCCAGGUCAUGACAUACAGGGAUGCUUAUUUAGAAUUUAAUUUAAUGCAGACAUUUCUACAGAUAUUCACUUUUCAAUUAGUUGUUUAUUAUACAAAAUUGUGGUAACAGGGUUGAAGGGGAGAAACAAUAAUAUGACAUGUCCUUGCAGAGUUCACUUCCUAAUCAAAUGAUGAUGUCAUAUUGACUGAAUUUGAUGAUUUAUGGCAUGGUAUAUUAUUUACAUAAGAGAUAGUUAUGAUCGUAACAGUGUUGACACAACCUGGGGACACAACUUCAACAUGUAGAUAGCAAUAUUCAAUAUACUGUAUAUUAUUUUUUUAAUGUGUGUAGUUGCAAAUGCAGCAAGAAGAGAAACAGGACAUGCCAAAAAGGCAUGAAAAAAGGAAUGCGAUUUUGUUUUGCGAAGUGUUUUCACAAAUGCCUGUAAUAACACAGUAAAAGUUGCCAUCAGCUUUCAUUGUUUAACUAAUGAGUGACACAAAAAUUCUAGUAAGUUGGAUUGUUUAUUUUCUUUUUACACUUUUCCAAAAUGCAUUUUCUAAAAUUCACCAUUAAGGUUUUAAUUUAUGUACAUUUG